ACACUCCCGUCACAAGAUGGCGGCGGGCUCCUUUAAGCUCUGGUUUGUAGCCCGCCCAAAAACAAGGUGAAGAAGAGGAAGAGGAAGGGCCAGUCAGCUGGUAAACAGACAGGAAACUUUCUUCACAUGUUCAACAACCUGCAGACUUCUUCAUGACUGCGAAGCGCGCUGCGUGUCGACGAACGUGACCUGCGUCUCCAGCUAGAGUCAACAAACGUCUGGAAAAGGUGUUGGUGUUGUUCUUCGCUAAGAGCGCCGAGCUGACUGGACUGAAGCAGGAGGAGGCUGUUGCCGUGCCAACACCAAUCAGCAGCCGGGACCUUUGGACACUGUUGCUACGGCGACACCCGAGACUGUCCGUCCUGCAGGAUCAGGUGGUGUUGGCGGUGCGUCAGCAGUACGUUGCCAUCGGUGACCAGGUGGUGACUCUGGGAGACGGAGACGAGGUUGCCGUGGUACCCCCGCUCAGCGGAGGCUAGAGUCCCACGAUGGCUGAGUCGGAGAAGCGGCGAGACGUCUUCAAGCUGAGCCGUGAUUGGCUGUCUGUACAGGAAGUGGUGGACACCGUCAGCAGCGCUUCCUGCGGAGCCAUUUCUGUUUUUAUAGGAACGACCCGGGAGGACAAGGUUGGCGGCAGGAAGGUGAUUGGUCUGGAGUACGAGGCGUAUGAGCCCAUGGCCCAAUCAGAGUUCAGGAAGCUGUGUGAUGACAUCAGAGAGCGCUGGCCAACCGUGACGCACGUCUGUGUUCACCACCGGCUCGGGUGGGUGAAGGUGGGCGAGGCCAGUGUUGCCAUGGCGAUCUCCUCUCCUCACCGGCAGGACGGACAGCAAGCGAUCCAGCACUGCAUCACCCAGCUGAAGGCCCACAUCCCCCUCUGGAAGAAGGAAGUGUACGACACACAGGAGACCAGCUGGAAGGAGAAUGCAGAGUGUUGGUGGGCCGCGCACAACAAGUCUCCUCCAGACACAGACACACAACUGUAGACACACACACACACACACACACACACACACACAACCCUAAACACACAACACAACAUUAUUAACUCAACUAGAGCUGCAACUACCCUUCAUCUUCACACUGGAUUAAUGUCUCCAUAAAUGGAUUAAGACUGUGUGUGUGUGUGUGUGUGUGUGUGUGUGUGUGUGUGUGUGUGUGUGUGUGUGUGUGUAUAAAGUUUAGGAGAAUCCAGAGAGUUAUUAAAGUCUUUCUGACUGUUUUAUAAUCUGUAAUCAGUUUUUAUGACGGAAAUUAUUUCUCGUGGAACAUCAGAUAACAUCAGAUAAAAUAUUAAUACCUGUUCCUCUGACUCACCUGUGUGGGCGGAGCUUAUCAGGUAACUUCAUCAAACUUCCCUUCAGCUCAGCAGUUAGUUCCUCAACUAAAGCUCUGUCAUGUUUCCAGUUCAACUUCUCACAUGUAGUUAAGUUAAUCAUAUACAUGUGUAAUAUCCACACAUAUUAAUGACUUUAAAUUGUAUUUUGAGUGCAUUUUAAAGUGUAUUAAGUG
Molecule: messenger RNA, 1512 nt
Organism: Sander lucioperca (pikeperch)
Lineage: Eukaryota; Metazoa; Chordata; Actinopteri; Perciformes; Percidae
Product: molybdopterin synthase catalytic subunit
Exons: 8
Coding region: 489-986 (165 amino acids)
Biological process (GO): Mo-molybdopterin cofactor biosynthetic process
Cellular component (GO): cytosol
Molecular function (GO): molybdopterin synthase activity
Source: RefSeq, a predicted model, not a curated record